CUAUCCCUGUGUCCAGCCCAGUGAUAAGAGACCGUGUGCGAUUCUUUAACCCCCCAGUCGGGAACGAAGCCUCGUCCAGGAUGGAAGUAAAUCUUCUCCAACUCGCGGUAGUGAUCGCCGUUUUCGCCUACCUGUAUCGUCUGCUAACCAAGAACAAUGGAUACUUUCACGACAAACCGAUACCCUCGCUGGCGGUGAAACCACUGAUAGGGUCCUCGGGUGACUUACUGCUGAAGCGAGUCACUUUCGGAGAAUUUAUCAAAUCGGUCUACAAUAAGUUUCCCAACGUGAAAGUUCUGGGAUUAUUCGAUACUACCACACCAAUGUUCGUCAUUCGAGAUCCGGAACUAAUCAAACGUAUAGCCGUCAAAGACUUUGACCACUUCGUGGACCAUCGGCCGAUAUUCGGAAACAGCGAUGAAAUCGACAAUCCACAUGCUCUGUUCGGGAAGACGCUGUUUUCGAUGAACGGUCAACGGUGGCGGGAUAUGCGAGCGACACUCAGUCCGGCCUUUACCGGGAGUAAGAUGCGGCAGAUGUUCCAGCUGAUGGACGACUGCAUGCAGACGAUGGUUCAGUUUUACCAGACAGAACUGAAGAAGUGUGGUGGUGCUUUGGAAGUGGAGGUGAAAGAUAUUCUGUCACGGUUGGCAAUGGAUGUGAUUGGGUCGUGCGCUUUCGGGUUGAAAUUGGAUUCCUUCAAAGAUCGAGAUAGUGAGUUCGUCCGGCAAGCAAAGAAAAUGUUGCAGUUUGGUCGGUUAACCAGUGUGAUGAAGAUAUUUGCUUUCCGCUGGUUUCCGAAAAUAGUUGGCCGUAUGGGUUUCGAUCUAAUUGAUCGGGAGCAGGCGGUGUAUUUCUCCGAAAUCAUCAGAGAUACGGUAAGAACUCGUGAAAGUCAAGGAAUCGUUCGGUAUGAUAUGAUAGAUUUGAUGCAACAAGCCAGAAAGGGAAUGCUGAAGCAUCACCAGGAGACGGAAACGGAAGAAGGAUUUGCGACGGUACAAGAGUCCGAUGUUGGUAAGGUUCAGGUGCUAAAACCGAUGACGGAGACAGAAAUGAUAGCACAGUGUUUCAUUUUCUUCAUUGGCGGAUUUGAUACGGUUUCGACUACUGCCACCUUCCUGUUAUACGAGCUUAUACGAAACCCUGAAAUCCAGCAAACUUUGUACAGUGAAGUCCUAGAAACGCACAAGUCUCUUGCCGGAAGUCCAUUAAACUACGACGUGCUACAAAAAAUGAAAUACCUGGACAUGGUUAUCUCGGAAUCGCUGCGACUUUGGCCACCGGCUCCAGCACUCGAUCGGCUAUGUGUGCAUGAUUACACCCUGGAUGAUGGCGAGGGACUACGGUUUACUAUCGACAAGGGAACCUGUGCUUGGAUCCCUGUCCAAGGUUUGCAUACAGAUCCACAAUACUAUCCCAACCCGGAACGAUUCGAUCCGGAGCGGUUCAGUGACGAAAACAAGGGAAACAUCAAUUUAGGAGCCUACCUACCGUUCGGUAUUGGUCCCCGAAACUGUAUUGGAUCGCGGUUCGCAUUGAUGGAGGUCAAAGCCAUCGUGUACUAUUUGUUGUUGAAUUUUUCGUUCCACAGAAGUGAAAACACGCAGAUACCGUUGAAGCUGAAGAAAGGAUUCGUCAACUUACAAACGGAGAAGGGAAUGUUCAUGAGACUUCAGCUACGAAACAAUGCAUAGUUGGGGGACAGGUGAUAAGAUAUUCCGCUUAUGGCCGGUACCAAAUAAGGAGUGAGCGGUGUGAUAAGAUAACGUAGUGUCUAUCAAUCUAAACUUAAGUAUUGUUGUCUGAGAUUUGUUUGUUUAAAAGUUGAUUGUUCAGCAAAGCAUGACUGUCGCUUUUUAAAAUAGCCAGGGGAUUGAAAUAAAUACAUUUGAAAAUCGAUAA
Topomyia yanbarensis is the source of this 1905-nucleotide messenger RNA. RefSeq names its product probable cytochrome P450 9f2. NCBI's taxonomy places the organism in Eukaryota, Metazoa, Arthropoda, Insecta, Diptera, Culicidae. Gene Ontology annotation, molecular function: oxidoreductase activity, acting on paired donors, with incorporation or reduction of molecular oxygen; heme binding; iron ion binding. The transcript has 2 exons. The record is from RefSeq and is a predicted model, not a curated record. Bases 81 to 1697 code for a protein of 538 amino acids.